CCGCUCGCUUCACGGAGCUCGGCCAUCGCUUCGCUGCCGCACACCGCCAUUUUCAAUCCGUCAUCAAGGUCCUCAAAAUUCUCGGCAACAACCUAGACCCCAGUAACAGCCAUUCAGUCUCACCGAUUCACACAUGAACGAUAUGAACACGGAUGUUCUCCAGGACAAAGCACCGAGAUACGAGAAAUUAGCGAAGCCGAGAAAGAGGAUCGACAGGAACAUAAACUACAAUGCCUUCAACGUGAGACCAGGAACGUUGUCUUACCAGAUCACCGACACUUUGAACAAACUCGCUCAACCGAAACGAUCACCGGAACCGAAAACCCCUGUCGCGGCAGAUUCAUCGAUCAAAAGUGUUCCCGCAGCUGCCACAGUGAAAUACGGAGCUCACAGGCUGAUAAACAGCGACGAGCAAUCGAAGGACGCGCAGGAAUCGAGGAAAAGGAAUUUUCCUCUGAACACCUACGCCCGCAUCGUCGCAGCUAGGAACAAACGUUUCCCUAGACAUUCGCAAGACCUGACCAAGCCGAAGAAUUAUUCCAGCCGACCGGAAUCCUACGAAGAUUACGACGACUUUCGCAAGAUGAAAAACCCGAACACGAAACCGAUUUUGCGUUUCCCGAAACAAGACACCGCGUGA
Molecule: messenger RNA, 640 nt
Organism: Nomia melanderi (Alkali bee)
Lineage: Eukaryota; Metazoa; Arthropoda; Insecta; Hymenoptera; Halictidae
Source: RefSeq, a predicted model, not a curated record